Messenger RNA from Patiria miniata (bat star), 4879 nucleotides. RefSeq lists its product as uncharacterized. The record is from RefSeq and is a predicted model, not a curated record. The transcript has a single exon. Lineage: Eukaryota; Metazoa; Echinodermata; Asteroidea; Valvatida; Asterinidae. Bases 825 to 2762 code for a protein of 645 amino acids.
CAAAAAAUAGCAGCGAAAACUAAAUGGUGAAAUCACCAAGUUCGAAAUGUUUCCAUCUCGGAAAUGGCAUUGUUUUACGAGGGAUCCAAUUAUUGUACUUGUGCAGUUUUUGUUUGUUAUCCCACAUGCAGUCAACAUAAGUAUGGAACAUAUAUAAUGAAGGAAUGGUUCUGGAUGAUAUGAAACGGCUAUGAAAGCCACGGCUGUUUCAAAAGCUUGCCAAAAAGGCCCCUUCGUUGUUGUUUCUUCUGAACCAUUAUGGUCGGGAAAAACACGACAUAGGCCAAUCCAGUCACGCUAUCAGUUCUAUCACGGGGGACCUCUUCAAUGGCAAAAGCAGUGUGCAAGCUAGUGGCUAAGCAGAUGCUUUGCUCAAUAGCGUACACAAUGGUUUCUCCAUUGAAGAGGGCCUCCAUGCUCUGAGUGAACGUGCAAUACACACUUCUGGAAUUUCUGGGGUUGAUGUAAUUGAUACAUGCAACGGCCGUCUAGUUAUGUCCCAAGACGUUUCUAGGCGGGGGAAGGAGCACAUGGACGGAAGGUGACUCAGAAUCACUGGGACGUCAGCGGGUUGUGACGAGAGGCCACAGGGGGUACACAGCUGACCUCACACAGGAAGCAAGCAGUUCAAGUCGGACCUCGACACUGUUCAAGUAUAAGCAGUUUCCGUGUUUAGCAUGGGCGCACGCGGAGUCAUGGACAGAACAGCGAGUCAUGUUUUUUUUUAGCAGAGUUUACUGAAAUGUUUUGAUUUGACUUUUCUUCCAGUUUGGGAGAUCGUGAAUUGAGUGAGUCUCGAGUUGGAUUAUACACAAGAACUUUCGAUGGAGCGAACUAGUUCACCAUUCGGCCGACUUGGCAGGAGGGUAAUACAGUGUUGUUCAUAUGUUUUGUUGUCAUUUCUGUGUGGAAUUUACUCGUCAUGCACGGCGCAGUACACUUCAGAUCCGUUCGCGGUGAGCCCACAGGACACUGUCGCUGCUCGGGGACAAACCGUGGUGCUCCGGUGUGCGUUACGUCCAGACAUGGCGGGUGCUAUCGUUCUCUGGAGCCACUUCGAUCCUACAACAACUCUCAGUUUCAACGGCAUGCUUGACGCGCAGAUUAAUAGCGAGUUGCGUGACCGGGUGACGGUGAUAGGGAAGCGGAGCUCCGGUGAAUUCAACCUGAGGAUCAGCAACUUGCGCGAGACGGACACGGGCAGAUACGAGUGCCGCGCCCUGAUUGGGCUGAUGAACAUCGUCCGACGGUCGGCAACCUUAACGGUGGUCGUGCCACCGGAUCCCGGGUACCCACAGUGCAGCAUGCAGCCCCCGUCUGGCCUCAUACCCGGCCAGAUGGUGAUACUAACGUGCCACACCCGGGGAGGCAAGCCCCCUCCAAAAUUGAACUGGCACCGCGGGCCCCAUCAGAUUGGCACGCCCACCACUACUACCAACGUUCAGAGGUACACCAUGAGACCGGUGGACUACGGGGUGGUGUUCGAAUGCCGGGAGAACGGGAUGGCCCUACCACUGGAGCGGUCCUGUACGCUCGUACCGCUACCCACGUAUCUCACCGUGGACAUCACUCCCCGAGACCCUGUGAUUAAGGUGGGGGAGUCAGAAACCUUCGGUUGCAACGCUCAAGGAGCUCUGAUCAUAACAUAUUCGUGGUAUAUCAACAGGAUACCCCUGGUCAUGUCCCCGCUAAUAGAGCGAUUCGUUCUAGGUGGUGCAGACCAGCUAAUCUCCGUUUACAAUGCUGUACUCUCUUUGGACGACACUGUGAUAACGUGUGUGGCAACGGCCAAUACGGGACAGGUUACCAAUGCAAGUUCAAUCCUCAACGUAGUGCCGAGACAGUCCACACCGACAACAUGGCCCGAUGUCACCGCAGUUGUCCCAUCAACCACCAGACCGUUGUUCGGUACGCUGUCUCCUUCCGCGGGUACAGAUGGACCUGCGAUUCCGGGUGGCCCCAGUAACCCACGGCCUGGUCGACCAGGCAGACCCAACCGACCCGGGGGUAACCCUGGCCGCCCAGGUCAUGAUAGACCAGAGUACGGGGACCAGGACGAGGACUCGAGAGAAGAUGACAGCGGAGACGACUUGACCAAUUUCGAUCGUAACAACGAUGACAGAGAGCGGGAGAACCUAGCAGGAAGCAUGCCUUAUAAAACAGUCACAGUUAUCGGGGCAGCAAUGGCCGGACUGGUCAUCAGCGUAGUCAUCGUUGCCACGAUCCGGCUCAUGACCCGUGUGAGGCCGGGCACCAAGGACGCCUUGAUCACAAUCAGUGGCAGUAGUGACUCCGAUGAGAUCGAGCCCAACUCACUGUCCACCAACAAUCGCAAUACCUUCAGCAGCAUGCGUUCUACGAUCAGCUGCGACUUCGGCGAUCCCAAGCGCAUCACAUUCAGUGACCUGAACCGCGAGUACGACCUACCGCCGUUUGAGCCAGACGACAGCCUAAGCUACCUGGGCCUCCGUCCGGAGAGUAUGAUAUCCACCCGCUACACGUAUGAGGGCCUGCACUCAUCGGAUAUGUCUACGUCUAUCGACCAGGCACGGAGCGUCAGAUACUACGAAAUCUCCUCUGGCGAAUACGACCACUCCAUGGAAUACGAGGAUGUAGUGUCUGAGCAGAACAGUAUGUCGGAAAGCGGGCUUCGGCCACUGUCCAUCUUGACCGAUGAAGGUCUUCAUCCGCAUAGCGUUAAUCUCCCAGUGCCUGGAUACAACUCGCGUAUUUCGAUAAGCAAUAGGGGUCAUUUGCUAUAAGGAUAUCAGGCGUUAUUGUGCCUUUAAUAAAAGGCAAAUUUAAAAUGCAUUGUAGUGGGUAAACUUAUGAGAAAUCGUGAAGUAUAUCCCAUUUUCGAUUAAACUUAUAACUUCAAUCUGAAAAUUGUACUGAAGUUGAGCCUUAACAAAAAUAAUUUAAAGCAUAUACCGUAGUUCUUUAAUAUGAUGUUUCAUUUUUUUUUUUCAUUCAAAAUAAUGCACAGGUGACAAUAAAGAACUAUCAUCUUGGCGGAAUUUGUAGAAAGAUAUAUUGCUGCAAUUAUAAUCAUAUUUGAUGUCUGAACCAAGGGCAGUUUAUCAAAUCUUGGCCUCGGCGAUGGACCUUUUCCAAAAUCAAACUUCAUUUUUGAGACUUCACUGUUUGAAGUAAAAUGAAGAACUGGAGUAUCCGACAGUUAGGCUACAAGGCAAAAAAGUUAACAAAACUGGUGCCAUCGCAUGAGUUAAGGUUUGGGAAAUUGCCAAUGAGUCCGGGUGCGUAUACGUGGCGUAACAUAGGCUGGCACCUAUGACGUCAUGCAUGCCUGACUUCCGCAGCAGUUCUUCAUAAUGAUUUGGCUGUCUUCAAGGACAAAGAAACAUAUUUAGGCUGCGGUGUUUUUGAAACGGGACGUGAUGUAAAAGAUUGUCCUCGAUUUACAAAAUGUGAUAAUUCAGCACAGGAAAAAGUACCCAAGAGUGUCAGUCAUCAUUUGAGGAAAACUGAGAAAAAUUGAAAUUCGUAAUGUGUAUACAUGUAUUUAUCAUAUUGGCUAAAAACAGCCGUGUGCCUAUCCAGAGUCAUAUCACAACAUGACUCUUCAGGCUCUGCGGAAUAUCAUGAGCACAAACUUGGAUGACUUGCUGCCCACAGGAUUAUCCAAAUCAGAGCCUUGUCAGAUGGUAUAAGCUCGCUGCCAGACAACAAACCAUUGGCAAAUAACAUUCGGGCAACAACAUUCGAGAGGGGAGAGAGAGAGAAAGUAUAUUUAGUAUCGUGGAUGAAAUUUUGUGUACAUGCUUUUAUGAUGCACUUUAAAAUGAUACAUUGUAAAAACAGGGCGCAUCACUUGGUGAAAGAUUCCCACUUUUGAAUACAGGCUCCGUGCAAAACUAUCGUACGCCCUCAGUGGCGAAACUACGAAAGUUACUCUUAGUUGAGGGCGCUUCAGCGCGAACCGUUCACGUGGGAAUAAAGUGUAUAGGGCGUGUCCAAAUCCCUUACUGUGGGGCAAUUAUCAAGGAGUGCGUUCGAUUACUUCCCCCAGCUUACUCGUGCCUGCGUGAUGACAGACAUGCGCAGUUGAGCUAAAUAAACGAACGGUUUAGGGUAAAGUUUCGUGCAAGAGCUGGAAAGUUGAACUUUGACAUGACACUGAGGCUGCAUCCGAAUCAACUGUCUAGAGCUAGGUCAAGGUCCGCGCCCAUUGAAAAUACGCGGGGACGGGCUGACAAAAGACGUAACUGUAGCUCUGGAAGCACACGGCCUGAGGCGCCCGCCGGACGUCACGUUGGCAGCCAUGUUUAUUGCAUGGCUUUAUGGGAUACUUACCCAACCUACCGGCUCGGCGAGUCGGUUACUUGAGCCAGGCUCGAGUAAGCGCGAGAAGUCACGUGAGAGGUAAAUCGAACGCUGUCGCGCUUGCACGAGUAAGCGCGGGGAAAGUAAUCGAACACACUCUUUGACAACUGCAACUACAUUAGAGCUGAUGAUAACAGAUGCAGUCGUUGCUCUGGGCGACGAUUGGACACGCACUACUGCUUACGGACAAACAAGUGCACACACAAAGAUAGGCAAAGUCUUAAAAACUUUGCUCCUAUUUUAAACGAGCUUAAGUUAUAAGUCAUUUCCCAUCUUUAACCUACAUGUAGCUAAAAGAGGUGAGGCCAUGAGCUGGUAAUGCUGCGUUUAUAUGAAGUUGAGAUUGUUAAAUUUAUACGAAAACGAUUGUUAAAAACACUGAACGCUGGUCGUUUCACCAUGAUGUAAAUGGAUAUUUGGGGAAUAUAACUAAAUCAGCUGCUGUGAUAAUUUGUAAAUUUUGAAGACAUAUUAAUCUUGAUUAAAGUUUCAGUUAUACCGUAUUGUAAAAUUGUUCCGACUCGUAUCAAUAUAG